UGCGUCUUUGCCACAGCAUGACAUACAGUACGUAGUGGCAUUAACUGUGUGUAGAAGAUUAGGCAGCACUCAGAGCUUACUUGUUACUUACCGCUCUCUGCUUCUUUCCUCAUCAGUCAGUGAACUCGGCUCUACAAGGACCGCUUCUAAUGUCUGUUGAGUUUGCAAUGAAUUAAAAUGUAAGAAUGUUGCUGCACGGCAAUGUGACUUAGACUCAAUUCCCAGAUCCAUCUGCAGCUGUUCCACUGAAAACUGAUUGCAUCUGAAGAUGGCCACGAUGAGGUUAUAUCCACUGCUGUUGCUGUUGUUUGUGUCCUUCCAAAGAACCAUUUCUCAGUUUCCUGGAUGGAUUGGUGAAGUGGAAGGUAGUGGUGAGACAGAAUGGGUUUCCCAACCAGAUUUCAUAGAAGACAUAUAUUGGUCCGGGUCAGCGCCCCUUUGUUUAGGAGGUUGUAAGGCGCGGCACCAGGAGCUGAGGAGAGAUCGCUGCGGAGACUCAAGCUGCUGCUGGCUCGGCUACAAGUCCCUGUGCAGAGUGAACUGUGGGAGGCCCGAUGUGGACUAUAAUGGAGAAGCGUAUGGUAAUGACUGGUGGGUGGGCUCUGUGGUGAGGUACACCUGUCGCCCUGGCUUCAUGCUGGUGGGAAACCCUACCAGAACUUGCCAGCCAAAUGGCCUCUGGACCCAGAAACCUACCUGCCUCAGAAUGUGUGCGCGGGGACGCAUUGAAAUCAGGGAGAGUGAACUGAGUGGGACUUGCAACUCCACCUGCGCAUACAAGAGCUACUUUGGCCCACCCAAACAAGGCUGCACUCGGAUAGACAACUGCUAUAAGAAGGAGACCGGCUGGAAGCGGUUCUUUGCAAUGUGUGUCCCUUGCAUUUGUGACUGCGCUUUAUCAUGUGGUGAGAAGCUUCCCCGUCGAGCACAGUUGAUGAACUGAUGUAAAGUGAGCAUGUUGCAAUGUUCACUAUGGUUAAUUAUUGCUUUAAACAUGAAUUUGCUGUCUUUCUUUAAAGAAGAGCAGCAGUAGUAAUACUGGUGAGGUGAUGCUGCUUCAUCCAAUGGUGUAGACAAAUCCCUCUGCCUCGUUGCUCCUCCUCCUAGUCCAUCUGUCUUGGAGGAAGGUGAAACCUUAAUCUUGUUUCAAAGGGAGGAGCUUUGGUCGGAGAGGUCAGGAGUCAGAAUUAACAGAGUGUUGUGGACCUUAUGAGCAAACUGUUUUAUAGGUAUUAGACUAUUUACACCUUUUAAUAUUUAUUGUGGGAAAGUGAUACAUCUAUUUUUUGUUGUCAAAUCAAAUCUUUAUUUUUAUUUAGAUGGAAUGCGUGAAUCUGCAGUCACUUUAUUAAACACACUUCAAGUUGUCAAAAGCUGUUCCCACUUAUAACAGGUGUAUGCAUCUCACUUCCCAGUGGUAUUCAUCCUUACUGCACUCAAACCAUUUUGAUUGGCAGAAUGCUUCCAGGCAUAUUUCUUUAUAUACAUAUAUAUGUGUAGUCUUCAGAAUAUUUG
Messenger RNA from Etheostoma cragini (Arkansas darter), 1515 nucleotides. RefSeq names its product sushi, von Willebrand factor type A, EGF and pentraxin domain-containing protein 1. The coding region runs from base 269 to 943 and encodes 224 amino acids. The record is from RefSeq and is a predicted model, not a curated record. Lineage: Eukaryota; Metazoa; Chordata; Actinopteri; Perciformes; Percidae. The transcript has 4 exons.